This is a messenger RNA of Sphaeramia orbicularis (orbiculate cardinalfish), 1912 nucleotides long. It is a transcript of the gene kpna2, whose product is annotated as karyopherin alpha 2 (RAG cohort 1, importin alpha 1). Gene Ontology annotation, molecular function: protein binding; nuclear import signal receptor activity. The transcript is spliced from 11 exons. Gene Ontology annotation, cellular component: cytoplasm. Gene Ontology annotation, biological process: protein import into nucleus. Bases 141 to 1712 code for a protein of 523 amino acids. NCBI's taxonomy places the organism in Eukaryota, Metazoa, Chordata, Actinopteri, Kurtiformes, Apogonidae. The record is from RefSeq and is a predicted model, not a curated record.
UCCAAUCAGAGGGCCGAGAGGCCGAAACUUAAAGGUCUGUGCGGCACUUUGUGAGUAGCACAGCUUUUUAACACCGCUUGAGGUAUUAUCCCGUCAAACUUGGGUUUUUACUGCUGUCCAGCUUCUCCUGUCUUUUGAAAAUGUCUGAGAACGCGGCACGUCUCAACAAGUUCAAGAACAAAGGCAAAGAUGUUGGUGAAUGCCGCCGCAGGAGGGUGGAGGUGAAUGUCGAACUCCGCAAGGCGAAGAAAGAUGACCUAAUGUGUAAAAGACGAAAUGUGAAUUCAUGCCCUGACGAGCCCACAUCUCCUCUGCAAGAGAAAUCUCAAAACGCCCAGACAUCCAGGCCAUGGACAGUUUCAGAGAUUGUUGAGGGAGUGAACAGCAACAAUAUCGAAACUCAGAUUCAGGCUACGCAGGCAGCACGGAAACUGCUGUCACGUGACAGAAACCCUCCCAUUGAUCAGAUGAUCAGUGCUGGUCUGAUCCCCAAAUUUGUCCACUUCUUGGGGAUGACUAAUGUCCCAUGUAUCCAGUUUGAGUCUGCCUGGGCCUUGACAAACAUCGCUUCUGGGAGUUCUGAUCAGACGGCUGCUGUGGUGAGCGGCGGGGCCAUUCCUGCCUUCAUCUCCCUGGUCACAUCCACCCAUCAGCACAUCAGCGAGCAAGCCGUGUGGGCCUUGGGAAACAUUGCUGGUGAUGGAUCAGGACUGAGGGACUUGGUCAUCAAACAUGGAGCUGUGGCCCCUCUUCUUAGUGUGCUGGCAGUCCCGGAUCUGUCUGAAAUACCGCGCGACUACCUGAGAAAUGUGACAUGGUCAAUCUCGAACCUCUGUCGCAACAAGAACCCCUCCCCCCCUAUGCCUGCAAUCAGGCAGAUGUUGCCCACCCUUCUUCGUCUCCUGCACCAUGAAGACAAAGAAGUUUUGGCUGACACAUGCUGGGCUUUUUCAUACAUGACAGAUGGGCCCAAUGACCGCAUUGAAGUGGUGGUUGAAACUGGCGUUGUUCCUCGCCUGGUGAAGCUGCUCGGCUAUGGGGAGCUGACUAUCACAACUCCAUCUCUGCGUGCCAUUGGCAACAUUGUGACUGGUACUGAUGAGCAGACUCAGGCGGUGCUGGAUGCUGGAGCCCUGGCCAUGUUCCCUAAACUGCUGCACCACAACAAAGCCAACAUUCAGAAAGAGGCAGCCUGGACUCUGUCCAACAUCACUGCAGGAAAAGACACCCAAAUCCAGGAGGUCCUAAACGCAGGCCUCAUUCCAUACUUGGUUGACCUUCUCGUGCGAGGUGACUACAAAACUCAGAAAGAGGCUGUAUGGGCUGUUACAAACUUAACCAGCGGGGGCACUGUUGAGCAGGUAGUUUACCUUGUUCAAGCCAAUGUGCUCGAGCCUCUUCUGAAUCUGCUGGCCUCCAAGGACAGUAAAACUGUCCUCGUCAUCUUGGAUGCUGUCAAUAAUAUCUGCACAGCUGCAGAUAAAAUUGGAGAGACAGACAAAUUGUGUCUAAUGAUUGAAGAAUGUGGCGGACUGGACAAGAUUGAGUCUCUGCAAUCUCAUGAGAAUGAGGUGGUCUACAAAGCAGCUCUGAACCUGAUUGAGAAAUACUUCUCUGGAGAAGAGGAGGAGGUGCAGUCUGUGGCCCCUGAAACAACCACUGAUGGUUAUGCUUUUCAGAUCAGUGAAAACCAAAGCACUUUCAAUUUCUAGGUGACUUUCCCCAUAACCUUGACUCUACUUCAUACUUGUACCACUGUCCUUGUCUCAUUUUCAUGUAACAUGAAGUUUUUGUGUUUUUUUUUUUUUUUUUUUUUUUUGUAUGUAUUGUACAUACUAUUUUUAACAUGACUUUUCUAAAACAUGGUUGUAAAUAAAGAUAUCAAAUCAGAGUUUUCAGAUGGCUCCAGUGU